AUGUCUUCUGUCUGCGGUUCCACCCUGCAGGCACAUCGACAAACCUGGCCCACAAUCAAUACGGCUCCUUCUGUCGAAGACUCUCAGUCGAUUUUAAUUAUUGGACUCAUGAAUAUGAAUGGCUGUGCGGCGAUGAUCUUCAACAAGUCCCUGAUAAAUGGCCUGGACUUCCUCAGCAACUUGCAGAAUUUAUUCAAUGCCACCCCAUCUGCACGUCUCAUUGGCGUCACUGCCAGGGGGGGUGUGAAAUUAAAUUACUUUCUCUGCGAUAAUCCCAGCAUAAACAAAAACCACAAAGGGAGUGGCGAAGGGAAAAAGCGCACUGUAAUUACGGAAUAUCUCUGGACAAUCAAUGUCGAGGGAGCUUUCAGCGUGUCGGAUCUGAGCGAGGAUCUUGGCUACGUGCUGUACUCGGCUCUGGGCUCCUUCUACAUCCCCAGCUGCAUCAUGGUGUUCGUGUACAUCAGGAUCUACUUCGCUGCGAAGCGGAGAGCGAGAAGGGGCAUCAAGAAACCGCCCAGGAAGUCAGCCACGAAUGAGCAGGUGACCAGCUUCACGACCAGUCCAUGCAAAGCCGGGACACGUCCAAUGCCCUCAGUGCCUAGCACGGCGCCCAACACGCCGGUACAAACGCAGCCCGACCCGCCAAAGCUGCAGCCCUCGAUCGCGACGAUCGAGGCGCGCGCCAACACGGCCAACACGCCCUCCGUCAUGGCCAUCCCCAACAUCACGUGCGACUUCGCGUCGGACGUGUCCACGAGCGAGGCGUGCGACGCCGUGGACCCCAACUACGGCAAGGACACCCUCAAAGUCAGCACGAUCGUGACGACGCACGCGCCCGGCAUUCGCGCCUCGUCAAAUGGCACGGCGUCCAACGACAUGCCGACCACGGUCGGCCGAUGCAGGGCCCUGUCCGUGGGAAUCGACACGGACAUGGUCAGUGAAUUCGAUCCGUCGAGCUCGGACUCGGGCGUGGUGAGUAGAUGUGCAGUUGUAAAACCACUUAAGAUGAAACUUUGUCAACCAAUUUUCGGGAAAAAGAACCACCGCAAGAAGGACCCGCAAAAGCACACCCAAAUUCACAUGCACAAGCCCUCCGUGGGCGCCAUGGAGCUGGAGCCGGCGAUACCCAAGAUCCAGAAGCAGCGCGAUCCGGAGAAGGAGAAGCGACGCAUCGCAAGGAAGAAGGAGAAGCGCGCCACGCUGAUUCUCGGCCUGAUCAUGGGCAGCUUCAUUGCCUGCUGGCUGCCCUUCUUCUUCCUCUACAUCCUCACGCCGCUGUGCACAAAGUGCCAAAUACCCGAGUCCGCCUUCGCCAUCGCCUUCUGGCUCGGCUACAUGAACUCCGCCCUCAAUCCCGCCAUCUACACCAUCUUCAACAAGGACUUCCGGCGCGCCUUCCGCCGCAUCCUCUUCAAGUGAUGUUUGGCGUACGUGUGCUGCUACCGUUGCGUCUACAGGAGCAUCGAAAAGGCUACCGAACGGGCAAUGGGCAGCACACCGAUGGGCUAUGGCGGCUAUCUGGCGCGCCGCUAGACUCCCGCCGCACAACAACCCCAUCUGCGGAGGUCCGCCGGCCUGAAAUCAGCCAAAAGCCCUCCCCUGUGAUUCAACCACCCCCCCGCGAGCGGACCUCCAACUCUAGGCUAGCGAACUCGUCAAAUUCUGUGUAUCUGCGUGGAAGUGCAAGCGUGAAUGCGUGAUAGCCAAAGGUGAGAUUGCUCUUAGACAUAAUUCUAACACCAGCAAUAAAUAGAGAUCAUGUUGAGUUGUAACAGAGACAUAUUAAACAUUAAAUAGUUGAGCAUAUAUAGAAAAGGAUCUAAACACCAAUUACCGUAGUUAAAUAUUCCUUAGCUAAGUCUCGUAUUGAACUUUGAAUUUAGAGAUGGUUAAUGCCAAGAAAAGGAGAGCAAAACUUAUACAAAGAUGGUUUCCACAGUAAUAUAAGUGUACAGGAUUAUCUCCGCAGGAGGAUGCAAGAACCUCUCUUAUCAGUGUUUAUCGAAGUCUAUUUAAAUGUUAUGGUAUUGUAGGCAAGACGCAGAGGAUGUUAUGACGCAACAUUUCUCCCCCGCGGAGAGUCAUAAACGAAGUGUAGAAUAUUUGCAUAAUAAACAUAUUGAUGUUUAGACCAUAAAAAAAAAUUCUCGAUAGAUUGACAACUUUUGUUGAUUUUUUUUAUCGAUUUCUU
This is a messenger RNA of Phlebotomus argentipes, 2194 nucleotides long. Its product is annotated as alpha-2B adrenergic receptor-like. The record is from RefSeq and is a predicted model, not a curated record. The coding region runs from base 1 to 1422 and encodes 473 amino acids. NCBI's taxonomy places the organism in Eukaryota, Metazoa, Arthropoda, Insecta, Diptera, Psychodidae. Gene Ontology annotation, cellular component: membrane. Gene Ontology annotation, biological process: adenylate cyclase-activating adrenergic receptor signaling pathway. Gene Ontology annotation, molecular function: G protein-coupled amine receptor activity. The transcript is spliced from 4 exons.